AUGCCUCAAAAUGAAUAUAUAGAACUACACCAAAAACGAUUUGGGAAGCGUUUUGACCAUGAAGAAAGACUUCGUAAGAAACAAGCCAGAUUGCCCCAUGAAAUAAGCAGGAAGUGCAGGAAAACUAGAAAGUUGAAGGCCAAGAUUUUGAAUCGCAAGAGAUUUGUUGAAAAGAUAGAAAUUAAGAAAAAACUUAAGCAGUCAGAGGUUAAAGAAACAGAGCCAGAAGCUGUUAUAUCCGAAAAUGUUGUUCCAACUUAUUUACUCGACCGAGGUGGAGUCACUUCUGCGAAAGUUUUGACAAAUAUGAUUCGCCAAAAGCGAAAAGAUAAGGCCGGUAAAUGGGUUGUUCCCAUUCAAAAAGUGAAAGCGCUAACUGAAGCUGACAUGUUUUCAGUUUAUAAAUCAGGUAAACGUCAAAAAAAAGCAUGGAAAAGAAUUUUGAACAAAGUAGUAUUCGUUGGAGACGAUUUCACAAGAAAACCCCCCAAACUCGAACGAUACAUUCGUCCGUCUGCUAUGCGAAUGAAGGUGGCAAAUGUGACUCACCCAGAGCUUAAAACUACGUUUCAACUAAGCAUUGUAGGCGUAAAAAAGAACGCUCAGUCGGCUUUGUAUACUUCUCUCGGUGUUAUUACAAAAGGUACAAUAAUCGAAGUUGAUGUAAGUGAUUUAGGAUUGGUAACGCAAACAGGAAAGGUUGUAUGGGCAAAAUACGCUCAAGUAACCAAUAAUCCAGAAACAGAUGGCUGUAUCAAUGCGUUAUUAUUAACUUAA
Molecule: messenger RNA, 777 nt
Organism: Dermatophagoides pteronyssinus (European house dust mite)
Lineage: Eukaryota; Metazoa; Arthropoda; Arachnida; Sarcoptiformes; Pyroglyphidae
Product: ribosome biogenesis protein NSA2 homolog
Source: RefSeq, a predicted model, not a curated record